This is a messenger RNA of Aspergillus tanneri, 867 nucleotides long. RefSeq lists its product as uncharacterized. Gene Ontology annotation, biological process: secondary metabolite biosynthetic process. The transcript has 3 exons. The coding region runs from base 1 to 867 and encodes 288 amino acids. NCBI's taxonomy places the organism in Eukaryota, Fungi, Ascomycota, Eurotiomycetes, Eurotiales, Aspergillaceae. Gene Ontology annotation, molecular function: flavin adenine dinucleotide binding; oxidoreductase activity, acting on CH-OH group of donors. The record is from RefSeq and is a predicted model, not a curated record.
AUGGCAAAAUUUGGAAUUGACCCCGUGGUAGUCAAUGAAAAUGUUGGGCAGCACCUAAAUGAUCACUCUGUCUUUAGUAUAAUGGCAACUGUCCAGCCGCAAUACUCAACAUCGCAGAUGACGUCCGUAUUCUCAACACUUGCAGAGGCGCAGGCUCAAUUUUACAGCAACCUUACUGGCCCCUACGCAGCACCAUCUGGAAUCACCAACGGGUUUCAAAAGCUAUCCGAAAAUGAACUUGCGUCCAUAGGCGCCUACGACGUGAUUGAACAGGGUCUACAGAAUCAAUCACAUGUGGAGUACCUGUAUGAAUCGAUCUUCUAUCCUAGCGGACCAACACCAUUUCAUACGCCCCAGACUAGCAGAUCUUACAUUUCGUUGACCGCAUCUAGCCUUGUAGCUUUAUCCCGAGGUAAUGUAGCUCUAAAAUCAAGCUCAAUGAGUGACCCUCCGGAUAUUAAUCCAAAUUAUUAUAGCCAUGAAGCUGAUCGCAUAAUUGCGAUUGAAUCAUUUAAAUAUUUACGAAAGAUAUUAGCUCACCCAGAGCUCGCUCGAUUCACUGUUGGCCCUAAUAACGGAGAAGUUAGUCCGGGGCCUUCGGUUGAUGAUGCAGACGACGAGGCCAUCUUUAAGUAUAUCAAAGCAAAUACUAUUCCAAAUUGGCACGCCUCUGGAACUAAUCGAAUGCUGCCAUUUGAGGAUGGUGGUGUAGUUGAUCCGAGAUUACGACUUUACAAUACUUCUCGCCUGAGGGUAAUUGAUUGUAGUAUCAUUCCUCACUUACCCGACGUAAACAUCCAAGGUCCUGUUUUUAUGAUAGGAGAGAAAGGGGCACAUAUGAUCAGGGAAGAUUGGGGGGACUUAUGA